Messenger RNA from Plasmodium malariae, 807 nucleotides. Its product is annotated as Plasmodium exported protein, unknown function. NCBI's taxonomy places the organism in Eukaryota, Apicomplexa, Aconoidasida, Haemosporida, Plasmodiidae. The record is from RefSeq and is a predicted model, not a curated record. The transcript is spliced from 2 exons. Bases 1 to 807 code for a protein of 268 amino acids.
AUGGGACAAAGUAUUAAGUUUAUCUUUUUUCUCAAAAUUUAUAUGUUUAUCGUUUUAAAUUGGAUAUAUCAUUUUUACGGUGACACGUUCAGGUUUAACAAAAUUUUGGAUGAGAAAUAUGGUUCUGGUAGAAAAUUAGGUAAACGAAUUUAUAGAUUAUUAGGAAACUGUGAAAAAGGUAUUUUUGCAAAUGUUAGAGAUUUAGAAUUGAAGAUACCGCAUAAUACUAAAAAAAAGAACGAAAAAUGUGACAAAGAAAAAGAAAAAAAAUUAUAUAGAAGUUUAUUAUAUAAGGAAAAAUUAAUUAAUCAACUUAUGAAAAAUAAAUGUACUAUGUUACAUAAAUCAUAUAACCAUUAUGAAAAAAAAAUAAUGAAUGGACUUGAUGAUAAAGCUUUUUUUAAUAAAAUGCUGUUAAUUAAAGAUAAAGAUUACAAAAAAUUAAAGCAUAAAAAAUAUAGAUUACGACUUUUUUUGCUUUCACUAUUGUUUGUAGUCGCAUUAAUUAUACCUGUAUUAGAUUUAUCAAUUGGUGAUUUAUUAAUGAACUUUUUAACCUUAUUCGAAAAUGGUACAUCAGCUGGUGUGGGGGUUAGGUCACCGGGUCCUGAAAUCGCGCCAAAUGCUUCCUGGAUCACCUAUUUUUCUCAAAAUCUUUCUGUAGCAUACAAAGCCCAAAGUGUCUUAAUAUAUUGUGUACCUAUCUUAAUAAUGGGUAUUUUACUUAUACUAGGAGUUUUUUAUUAUUAUAAAAAUGUUAUAAAACAUAAAAAAGUUAAGUUCUUGAAAGCAUUCAAUGAAUGGUAA